Molecule: messenger RNA, 2823 nt
Organism: Chara braunii
Lineage: Eukaryota; Viridiplantae; Streptophyta; Charophyceae; Charales; Characeae
Source: the annotation of a GenBank genome assembly
UAUGUUCUCUAAUCAGCAGAUGAACCCGAUUGUCUCUCCGGCCCUGUCUCAUCAACAUCCCAUCUAUGGGAUGCCAAAUUGGACGGGCCAUGCCUUUAUGCCUUGGACUCAUUAGCAAGGCAAUGCAGCGAUGAUGCAGUAUCACAUAUUCCAAGGAAUUCCAAGAGAACCAUCGGGUCUAGGCGAUCAACAGCUCAUGCCGGACUUUCGAGUCACUUCUACCUCGACGGCUACGAUCCCUCCAGGGACUUCUCCGGCAGGUACCACAGGAGGCCCUCCCCGCCCAUCAGCAGCAGUGGCAUCAAGGAGCUCAUCGGCGCGACCAAGAUCCGCCACUCCAGGCAAGCAACGCCGACUUGAUGUUGAAGGGAGCUUCGUGGCGAUCGAACAACGAGACGAAGAAGCUUCAGAACCUUCUACCCCUCACUCUGAUUCCUCGCAGUGGGUCACUGGGGAAUUGAGUCAGUCUGAGACGAAGAAAUGCAGUGGACGAGCCAGCGACACACACAGCAGGGGUCUGGGGAGUUGCUGCUUAUCACUGUUAUCAGUGAAUCUUCCUUCACUCACUGAACUGCUGCCACUGACAGCUGUCACCGCUGCAACGGAGCUGCCAGAAAAAGAAGAGAAGAGAAAAUUUGAAGUUCAAGAAUUUCACAAAGGAAGUGCAGAGUCGAAGAGUUGCCUCCUGACUCGGCGACUCGCUGGUCAACAACUGAGCAAGGCAGAGCAACUGAUUGAUCUUGCAGUGGAGGACCUUCCACUGUCGAGGCCAUCACCGCAACUUCCACUUCCGGGAGUGUCACCACCAAUGGCGCUGUGGAUGAAGCUCAUGGAUGUGGUGCUCUACCCACCCUUGCUCUUCGUUCUCCUCCUCCUGCAACCCAUCCUGUUGUUCAAGUACGCAGUACGUAGCCUACAGAAUUUUUUUGGCUACGGCUAUGACAGUGCGUGGGAUCGAGCUGUGGUCAUUACUGGUGCUUCCUCUGGUAUCGGGGAGGAGAUUGCCUACUCGUUCGCGAGGAGAGGAGCACGCUUGUUGCUAGCGGCACGUCGAGAAGACCGUCUUCAUCAGGUGGCGGCUCGUUGCAGCCGGCUGGGAGCUCAUCAGGUGGUAGUACAUCGGACGGACGUGACCAAGCUUGAAGAUUGCAACAGCAUGAUCAAUGCGGCUGUGGAGCAACUAGGAGGGGUCGACAUCCUCGUUAACAAUGCCGGCAUUGCGAAAGGCUUCUUCUUUGACGGCAAGGACGAGCGCCUGGUCGAUGGCAAGCAGAUUUUAGCAGUGGACUUUUGGGGCAAUCUGGUGCCCUCGUACUUUGCACUUCCACACUUGACUAAGGCCCGCUAUGACAGUCCUCGAAGGAUCAUUGUCAUCUCCUCCACCCUGGGGACCUCCCCUUACCCCCGCUUUUCCUUUUAUUGCGCGGUAAAAUAUGCCUUGCGUGGACUCUACGACAGUCUAAAGAUCGAGAUGAAGGAUGGAGUUCGAGUGACCAUAGCAUAUCCUGGCUUUGCGAGGACCGAAAUGACCGGAGAUAAGGACCUUUCUGCAAUUAUUGGCCGUAUGGGUAAUUUGCUCAUGGUCGAUUCUUCGGAAGUUGCUGAAGAGGUUGUGGACGGAGCACUCGCUAGGAAGACACACGUCUUCGUUCCGUCCUAUUGCUUUGCGUUAGCUUGUUUCCAGGCCCUUGCCCCUGAGGUUUUACACCUGGGUGAGUGGCUGUACAUGCGUUAUAGUGUGCUGUACACCUGAGUGGCUGUACAUAGUUGGGAGCUAAUGGCCCACAGUGACACUAGGAACACGUGUCACCUGUUGUGCCCUCAGCUCAGGAGACUAAUACCAUGAAAAAUUUGCCCGACAGUUUUCGCAAUGACAACAGCAGCUGAGCAGCAGGGUGGUAUGCAGUCAGACAGACACACACUCAACGCAGUCAUGCUUUUCCUUGUGGAGUUGGUGUAUAGUGAAAAUGACCGUCACAGCACACAGUUAUUAACUGUUGUGUAUAGCAAACAUGUCAAAACACAUUAAACUGUUGAGUCGGUGUAAGUCCCACGAAACAGUCUGGCACUGUCAUGCUCAUGUGCUUUUGUGGAGUUGUGUAUAGCCAUAUGACGACACACACACACACACACACACACACACGCACACACACACACACACACACACACACACACACACACACACACACAAACACACACACACAUGCACACGGACAUGCACAUGCAAACACAUCACAUGCACACACAUGGGGGGACUUCACACACACACACACACACACAUACACACACACAUGUACACACAUGUACACACAUGGGGAAACUUGUAGGGUGUUUUGAGCAGUGGUGCUCCUGGUGUCAAGUGGAGAUCUUGUGGAGUUUGGGAUUAUUGCACUGAGUCUAACCUUGGUGGUCACGGUGUGAUAGAGAUGAUGGCUAUGUGUAUGGGUUAGCUUGGGAUGAAUGGAAGUGCCAGUGUUGUUCUAUUUGUGCAAGCAAUGAGUGAGUGGCUUUUCAGUUUUCGAAAUUUUUUAGACCACUUGUCACUUGACAAUGUGGGAGUGGUGUUUUCUUGUUACCGGUGACCACUAUUCUUUUGAGUCCGGACCCAUGUAAUUGCGAGCAUGCCACUUUGGCAGCAGAUGGGUGUGUGGGGUCGUGGUGAUGAUUAACCACACAAAUGUGGCCAACAUUCAUUUUCUACUAUAUUGCCUAUCUACACUUUUUGUUUUGUGAAUGAUUUGUGUGAUGGUGGAUGAAAGAGAGAGAGAGAGAGAGAGAGAGAGAGAGUUUAUUGUUUUUCUUUAACAAAUGCAGAGAUGUGGU